Molecule: messenger RNA, 690 nt
Organism: Chanos chanos (milkfish)
Lineage: Eukaryota; Metazoa; Chordata; Actinopteri; Gonorynchiformes; Chanidae
Gene: clrn3
Product: clarin 3
Exons: 3
Coding region: 1-690 (229 amino acids)
Source: RefSeq, a predicted model, not a curated record
AUGCCGUCUGUCUUGAAGGUUUUCCACUUCUCCUGUGGUGCCCUGCUCAAUGCGAUUGGUGUGUGCAUUUUGGGAUAUGGAAUGUCAACGUACUGGGUCCAGUCCGAGAUGCAGUGCUCUACCUUUUCCACUGAAAACUUCAAUGGAUCGGCAACAGUGAAACUCGGCCUGUUUAACGGAAGCAUGGACAGGAGAUCUUGUCCUGGGUUCGACACUAGAGAAUCUGUUUCUGUGCUUAAGGCCCUGACGGAAAUAGGGGCAUCUCAGAUCGCACUACAUGCACUUGCAGUUGGCCUCCUCAUCCUGGCUUUGGUUUGCUCAGCGGGAAGUAUCCUGGUCACCCUGUACAACAGUAUCAGUAAUCCCUAUGAGACUUACCUGGGCCCCUUGGCGGUUUAUGCCUGCAGUGGACUGAGUGCCUGUCUCUCACUUCUUGCUAUAGUCCUGUUUGUGUCAAACGUUUAUGUGGGGGGUGUGGCCUCAAAGCUGGUUAAGGACGUUCCAGUAGACUUGUAUGUGAGAAAUGAAAACAUACAUCUGCAAGUGGGUUACUACCUGGUACUCCCAUAUAUAGUUGUCAAUCUACUGGCCAUCCUGGUGAUCUUUCUAUAUGUCCACGCAGCCUACACUCAUCGUAGAGAGAUGGAGAAACCCACGGAGGAUGCCCCCAAAGAGAUUAUGAUGUACUAA